CGAAUAUUUGGGAGCCUUCUUGCCUUAACCUAGAGCCGCCAAGUUUUAGCUUUUGGUAUCCUGAACGCCGGUCAUGUCACUUGAGUGCUUCACUUGGAUUACACAACUUUUGGGUUCACUGGUUCAUAAGUUAAGACAUAAAGAUGAAGGAAUUUUUACACGUUUGCCUGAUUGUCUCAUCAUUGACAUCCUUAGUAGACUUCCAGAAGAUUGCCUUGUUAGAUGUCAAAGAGAUUGCAGGGUGUGGAAGGCAUUGAUCUCAUCACAGUAUUUUGCCACCUUAUAUCUCAGAAGAGCUAAACCCGUACUAAUCAUACAAUGUGAUCGCGGUAUUACCAAUCACGAGCAGAACCUUUUUGUUUUUGAUGAAAGCCUUAAUAAUAAGGAGAAGAUCACGUUCAGGAAAGUACUUCUCAAACGUGAGCUUAUGAUCAACAAGGUCAAUAAGCUCAAUCCUUUAUUUCGAUAUUCUUGUCAAGGAGUUCUUCUGUUCAUGGAUGUAUUUUCACCCCCUACUUAUUUUAUUUUCAACCCAAUAACACAAGAGGAGGUAACUGUACAACAUAAAUUCCACCCUGGCUACUUGUGUGCUUUUUAUUAUUGUUCGUUAACAAGAGAAUUCAAGCUUCUUUAUGCACGAGAAGAAGGAUCUCAUGAGUGUCAGUAUUUCAUAUACACUGUCAGGACACAGACGUGGAGGAAAAUUCAUUCACCCACUUCCAACUUUUUGCCGCGUGUCUCUCCUGCAGUUGUCAAUGGAGCAGUGCAUUUGAUCGUGAGCAAAGAUUUAGUGAAACCAAAUACUCCUCCUUGUGCCAAUGGAAUCAUGGUGCUCAAAAUUGAUAAGGAAGAACUCUCCAUUAUGCCUCAUCCCGGAAGUGUAUGUAGCUCAUGGAAAACACAUCAUACAAUGUCUCUCUUAGUGAAGGAAGAGUGUUUGUCUUUCUGCCAAUUGCUUAUCUUUGAGAAUGCAAUGGAUAUAUGGAUCUUGGAGGACUAUGAAACAUGGGUAUGGACCAAAAGAUUCAAGGUUAAUCUUGUCUUUAAUAACCAAGGUAUCGAUUGCAGUUUGCCUUUUGGUCAUACAUAUUGGGAAGUGAUUUUGUACAUGUCUUGGCAAAUAGAGCCUUUGGACUUCCUGGAGGGUGAACUGGUACUUUAUUGGUAUAACAGAGGGUUAUUUAUGUAUAAUAUGGAUCAUAAUAAUUUGAGGAAAAUUGAAGGUCCACAAGGGUCAAAGAGAUUUACUUGUAUGCCUUAUAUAAAGAGCCUCUUGACCAUAGCCUAGCUUUCUUUCACCAAGUGUAAUCUUAUUUAUUAAAUGUUUUGUUUAUUUGAGUUGGCAAUGAUGCGAAUAAAUUAUUUGAGGUUUUGUAGUUUAUUCGAGUGACUCCGAAGGAG
Messenger RNA from Nicotiana tabacum (common tobacco), 1401 nucleotides. Its product is annotated as F-box protein At3g07870-like. Lineage: Eukaryota; Viridiplantae; Streptophyta; Magnoliopsida; Solanales; Solanaceae. The record is from RefSeq and is a predicted model, not a curated record. Gene Ontology annotation, molecular function: protein binding.